UCAAGUGCGGUGUUCGAUCGGGACGUAUUUUUAAAAUAUAAAAAUGGUUUAUUAAAAUCUCGUAGAAAAUGCAAAUUAAAUUACUAACAUGAGUGCCCACAUCAUAACAAGAUUACCUGUGCAGUUGUUGGCCUCAUGACCAGUUAACUUGCACCACGCAUUCGUAUAAACGCGAUGGGCGACGUUGUCAGCUUGUUUUCUGUGCUAAUCAUGAAAUUUAAGUCAAAGUUCAACCAGAGCAAGCUUUAUUUUCAUUACGAUGUGCAGUGGGAUAAGCUCAAGUCAGUAAAAUGGAUGAACGCGAGGGCUUCGUCAAAUAAGGCCUAUGUUCCAACCACGGUUGAAAAUGUGGCAAAUGUGUGCACGCACGCCCUAUGCGUUGCCCCGGCGUCGCUCGGGGCGCGCGAACUCCUAACACGCUCCGUAAACGCACCACAAGCAAUAGCAGCAGUGGUCUAUGGUUUAGCACUAUGUCUUCUGUUCGCCGUCUCCACUACCUUCCACUCUGUGUGCUGCUGUAAAUCUGAUACCAAAAUGAAGCACUUCCUCCACCGAUGCGACCGUGCGAUGAUAUACAUCUUCAUCGCGAGCUCCUACUUCCCAUGGCUCACCGUCGGCACGUUAUCCUGCUGGAUGUUGCGAGAGCUGAGAUGGGCUAUCUGGCUGCUUGCGGUCCUCGGCAUCACCUAUCAACAGAUCUUCCAUGAGCGGUACAAGAUGCUGGAGCUAUUGUUAUACUUGAUAAUGGGGCUGGGCCCAGCGGCGAUCAUUGUCACGUCGAAUCACCAAUUCCCGGCGAUGCACGAUCUCAAGAUAGGAGGGUUCCUGUAUCUCAUAGGCGUGUUCUUCUUCAAGUCGGAUGGCCGCAUCCCCUUCGCCCACGCGAUAUGGCACGUGUUCGUGGCGUUGGCCGCCAGCGUGCAUUACCUUGCAAUACUCCGCCAUCUGUUCCCGGAGCUCAAAUCAUACUGAAGACUGCAACCUACCCACACAACUCCAUCUGUUCAGGGAACUUAAAUAAUAUUGAAGACUGCACGGCCAUAUUCCACCAGCGUUGGCCAAAUUCUGACCAUACUCAUCUUGUAAUUUAAUUAAGUUGAAUUUAUUUCCGGAACUCAUACCAAAUUUGAACACUACCCGAUAAGCCAGGAGCUGGUGAACUGAUUUUCAAGGUAUUACAGGCCAUUAAAAAUAUGCAAUUUAGAUAUUCAAAAAAGCGCAUGGUCAACAUACAUAACAAUUUUUUUAUAUGCCUGCUCUUAUAUGAUAUCACUUUGAACUUGUGUGAGUUUUUCAUUACAAAAAUACAAAAUUUAUAUAUAGAUAAUAUGUAUUAUCAACUAUAAAAUUAAAAAAAAAGUUUCUAGGAUUUUCCAGAUUGACGAUAUCUAGUUAAUACAUAUCGAUGAUAUAAUUUUAAUGUGUUAGCGUAGAUGUUAUAUGAAUCUCUCAAAAAGCGGAACGUGUAUGUUAUACAAUUAUGUAUUAUUUAUAUACAAUUUAUAUUAUUUAUUCAAUUUGGACUUGUGUAAAAAUUCUCAACAAAUAAUUCACUAUCUCUUGGACCAACAUUUAUAUAUAUUUUUUAUUCGACUAUGUUCGUUGUAUACUCUUUAAUAAAGGAAUCUUCCCUCUUUAUAGUAUCAGUAUAAAUAAUAUCGGUGCGGAGGAAAAAUGGCUAGUGAAACCUUACUAGCCCUCACUCACUAGGAGAAAAUAAAGUGUACAAAACUGACAAAAUAAAUUAAAAACUGACAUAAUAAAUUUCAAAAUUAUCGGUGGCGUCUAAUUUAUUUGAACAACGAAUGUUACAUAUUUUUACUGUUGGAGUAUGAACGGACGCGCUCUUAAUUACUCAUUUUUUCGGUUCAAAUUUAAAAAAACUUUCAAACUUUUAUCUUGAUAUUACUUAAUGAACAAAGGUUGAUCCAGCAACUUAAACUAGAUCAAUAUGAAAAUGCCUUCCAGUGUUCUCAAUGACUGUGCUAUACAAGUAAAACACAAUAUACUUACUUAAUCGUGUAAAAUCGUAUAAAAGUUUUAUAUUAUUGGCAUUCGCGUGCCCAUGGGCAGAUUUCAUUGGACACAACUGCUCUAAUGCGUAUUACAUCAUUACACACUAGAGGUGGUUUCUAGUGUCGUAACUCGUUUAACUUUCCGCGCAGUCAUCCAAGUAGCGCGAAUAAAGUAAUAUGGCUGCAUUUGUGCAACUAGCCACAGCAUAUCAAUCGUUUAAUCCCAUUUAAGUGACGUAGAUAGCGUAAGUUCUAAUAAAUAUAGUGUACCUAGAGAUGGUGAACUAUUUGAGAGCUUUUGAGGUGCACGUACACAAUCAAUCUUAUGACAAAAUGUUUUUUACAUUUAAUGUUAUAUCUUUAAAUGUGGUAAAAUAACUUCGUCAUUUCUGAUGAUUUAUUUUCUCUUCAUAGUCAUUGAGUAGCUGCUUGAUAUAACCAACAGUAUGGAAUGAUCAAAAAUAAAAUCUAGAUUCAAUUAGGUGAUAUGUGUGUAAAGAUCAUUAUAUCUAAAGUAUCUAAGCUUGACUGUCUUCGAAAGAUCUAAUAGUUAUGAGUUAUAAUCGUUUUUAGAUCGUUAAAUAUUUUUUUCAAUGUUAUGAUUAAGUAAAGUAUUAUUUGGCCCGGUAUAAACACUUUGAACAUAUUGUUCACCAUCUCUUGGACUAUGUGUGGUAUUUUGUAAUAUAUUGUUGAAUCUUAUUGUUGUAGUACCUAUGUAGUAUCCCAGAAUCUCGAGACCAAAUCCAAACCUUUUUAGAGCAUUUAAAAUUUAAAAUAAAAAAAAUGUAUUUGGGGUUUUUUAGAAACUUUUAUAAUCUAUCUGUAGUCUAUACUUAUAUGGAAUCCAGGUUUUUGCGCGAUCUUUUUUAUACACCUCAUGUGAAUUUUUCCUUAGACUAUAUAGUUCCUUAUACAUGUUUUAGUGUAGGUAGUUUUAACGUUUAAUGUUGUAUUUUAUGUGUAUAAAUGACGGGCACAUAUGCAACACGCAACUUUACGUGUGUCGAGUCAAACAAAACUUAUUUGUUUCAUGUCUGGAAAGGCAUUAUCAACAUGUUACGUCGGUAGAUAUAAAAAAUGCUGAGAUUCGAUUUGACUCGUUACGCAUGGCGUCUCGUAGUUUAGUUUGUUGCUAAUGUGUACCCGGCUUAAAUGGUGUUCUUGAGCAUGUACCGACUAUCCUAUACUAUAUUUUUGUGUCGUAAAUUAAUAGAAGUUAUUAAAUGUAAUUUGGGAAAGGUACAUAUUAAAAAUUGUAAAGUCGGCCAUUCACAGUCAGUCAUUAAGAUUAGUCAACUGAAUGGAAUUCAUUUUUGAUUGUUCAUCUUCAAUUUACUUAUGUAAUUUAAUUUAUAUGUUCCAUAUCACGGCUAGGCUGCAUAGGCAGGAUACAUUUCCCCCGGGGAAAUAUUAUCUCCUCCCACAGCUUUAUGAACUCUCCAUGCAUUGGCGCACGGGUAAAUAUAAUAUUCAAAUAAUAUUAGUGUAAUAAUAAACGGGGGGGAAACUUCCUAUUCCCUGUUGUCGUGCUUUGGCAGGUGGAUAUUAUUUUUGUCUCCUGCCUAAACUGGCCGUGCUGCCUGCAUAGUACUCGGAAUGAAAUCGAAUGAUUGACUGAGAAGGGUUAAAGACACUUACCUGGGCAGACGUGGACACGUUUGUGUCUUUUGUUGGACACAACCUCGAUUUGAAUAUUUUAUUGUCACACAACUAUUAUUAAAUCAUACACUACCAACGCCGACGUAGAUGUGUUAGACAGAAGUUAAAUUUGAAUAUUUUACUUGAAAACAAUACAAGAAAUAAAUUCUUUUUUUUUUUUUUUGGAUACUAGGUUCAGUGCUGGACACUUCUAGUAUUCGUAACGGGCGAAUAUGUCCAGAUUUAUAGACACAGCACACGCAGUUAAUGAUAGUGUCCGUGUCUAAAAUAAAAAGUGUCUACGUUUGCUCAGAAACUAAACCUCUUCCCAAUUUACAUGUUUUGCCCUUAUAAUGAACGUAGGUAUAUUAAGUAGAUAUUGCUCAAUCGUUAUGAAUCUUCUCAUUUUAAUAUAAUUAUGACUUAGACUUUCCACAAGUGGUGUGCGUAGGGCUUUAUUAAAGUGUAGAGAAAAUUUAAAGAUAACUCUUUAUUAGUUACACUCCAUUAAUAUUAAAAAUAAUCGAAAGAUAUCACGUCGUACUUUAAUAAUCUAGUUGGUGGAACCGACACUGUGCGUUCGGGUGCACUGUGUGAAUUCAUCGUAAAGCUAAUGAUUACGGGUUUUCAUGAACUAUUUUUUUUUACACCCAAUUAGGUAAAGAACUAACUUUCGGCAAAUAAGUUGGUGGCCCCUUAACUAUGCGUUCAUAUGCACUGUUAGACUUCAGAGUGACUUUGGAGAAAAUACGUAAACCCGCGUUCUUUUAACUCGUUUUUAACAAGCAAAGUUCUAGAAUGUUCUUCCCCGCUGCUUAUAAUGUAGGUUACUUCUAAUACUUCUCUAAGAGUAAAUGGUCACAUUCUAGACGCAUUCCAUUUUAGGCUGCAUCAUCACAUACUACCACGGCACCGAGUCUGCUGUUACAAAUGUGUGUCACAGACAAAAUUAGUAAAAAGAAAGAAAAAGAAAUAUAGUUUAUUAAAAUUUUAAAACUUUACAGUAAAUACAGUUUCUGUUAUCUGCACUAGGUAAGCCUGUGUUAAUUUUAUAGGGGUGUUUUUUCAAGUUUUCUUUAUUUUCGUCCGAAUACCGCAAGCUUUAUCUGAAAGGUCUGAAACAUGCUGCAAACAAACUUCGUUGAUUAUUUGUAGCAUAUCUUGCUCUAUCCCACUAUGGCUGGAGUCGGCUCUCCUAAUUUUCUUACGCCAGUACAAUUUGUAGCCGAUAAUAUUUUAAUACUGUAAACCAAUCCACACUGAGCCAGCGCGGUUGACUACGACUUAACACCCCUUUAAAUUAUGGGAGGAGACCCGUGUCCUGUAGUGGGCCAAUAAUAAUAAAUCAUUGUAUAUUUUUGAAG
Messenger RNA from Pararge aegeria (speckled wood butterfly), 5020 nucleotides. Its product is annotated as monocyte to macrophage differentiation factor. The coding region runs from base 175 to 972 and encodes 265 amino acids. Gene Ontology annotation, cellular component: membrane. Lineage: Eukaryota; Metazoa; Arthropoda; Insecta; Lepidoptera; Nymphalidae. Gene Ontology annotation, molecular function: pore-forming activity. The record is from RefSeq and is a predicted model, not a curated record. The transcript is spliced from 4 exons.